AUGCCCACCCACCACCACAUCCUCUCACUAGUAUUCAACGAAAUCGAGGCUCUCGACCUCUUCGGUCCUCUAGGCGCCAUCAUCCCCCGAAGCGACUAUUACACCGUCCAAUUCGUGAACUUGCACAACUACACCCCACCCCACGGUAUAGAAACAUCCAUCAAGAAUGGAGUCGGCCUCGCAGGGACCAUCACCAUGGCCGAAGCACUGCGCAAAGACUACACCUUCGACACCCUCUUCAUCCCAGGCGGAUUCGGCAUGAUGCCACUAGUCUGGGACCCGAUGCUAAUGCAGCAAAUCGGCCAACUAGUCGACCGCGCCGCCAACGUCUUCACCGUAUGCACCGGGUCGAUUUUGCUCGCUGCUACAGGCCGUCUGGACGGGCGUCGGGCUACUACCAACAAGCGGAUUUACGACGAUGCAACUCCCAAGCAUCCAGAUGUAAAGUGGCAAAGGCGCGCUCGCUGGGUCCAAGAUGGGAAGUUCCUUACUUCGUCGGGCGUUACGGCGGGAAUUGACGCGGGGUUUGCUUUUAUUGCGAAUACGUACGUCGCGCCUGAGGAUCGUCUGACUCAGGUGCAGGAUGUCGAUGCGCGCGGAGAGGCGACCGCGGUUCCUGGUCAUGUUCCCGAGAAGGCUUUGGAGUUCGCUCAUAUGACGGCGUUUAGGCUGGAGUAUCGCUGGCAUUCGGAUCCUACUGAUGAUCCUUUUGUUGACUUGCCUACUGCUUGA
This is a messenger RNA of Penicillium nucicola, 732 nucleotides long. RefSeq lists its product as uncharacterized. The record is from RefSeq and is a predicted model, not a curated record. The coding region runs from base 1 to 732 and encodes 243 amino acids. NCBI's taxonomy places the organism in Eukaryota, Fungi, Ascomycota, Eurotiomycetes, Eurotiales, Aspergillaceae. The transcript has 2 exons.